Molecule: messenger RNA, 156 nt
Organism: Durusdinium trenchii
Lineage: Eukaryota; Dinophyceae; Suessiales; Symbiodiniaceae
Source: the annotation of a GenBank genome assembly
AUGCCUUGGAAUUUCCUCACAGUACCUCUUCAACUCAAUGUCCAUGGUGGCACUCUUCAAGUUUCUGCUUUGCUCCCUUCUGGAGGCAAGGGCCUGCAUUGGAGUAGUUGUGAGGACGAUGACACAUGCUUUGUUCUCCCAACUGCUGUUGGCUGA